Molecule: messenger RNA, 1653 nt
Organism: Venustampulla echinocandica
Lineage: Eukaryota; Fungi; Ascomycota; Leotiomycetes; Helotiales; Pleuroascaceae
Exons: 4
Coding region: 1-1653 (550 amino acids)
Biological process (GO): transmembrane transport
Cellular component (GO): membrane
Molecular function (GO): transmembrane transporter activity
Source: RefSeq, a predicted model, not a curated record
AUGGCUUCCUCGAGAUACGAACGAGAAGAAGGGUCACCGUUGCUGGACAUCGGGCCGCCACCUAGAUCCUCUCCAAACCGGAUCUUGACCUUCUUCCGCCGGACUCGUUCCCCCCUAGUAAUGGUGGCCCUGCUGUUUGUAAUAAUUUUUAUUAUGGCUUUCGGGGGCAUUCUCAUGGGACUUGGGGGUCUGCGGCUCUUCGAGGAUAUCGCCUGCCAUUACUACUUCAACGAUAUCGAGGGGGAGGGCCAUAUUGGUUUUGAUGAGCCUAUUGAUGAGAAGAUAUGCAAAGCGGAUGGGGUGCAGAACCAAUUGAAUAUACUGUUUGGCGUGUUGCAGCUUUUAACACCUAUACCGGGGUUACUAACAACGAUUCCCUAUGGGCUACUUGCUGAUCGGGUUGGGCGAAAACCUGUGUUCCUGCUUUCAAUGGCUGGUUUGAUCUUAGCUGGGAUCUUCAAUAUAACAGUGAUUUUGUUCUGGAAAGUAAUACCUUUGCGAUGGAUAUGGCUCUCGCCUGUGUUCAUGUUCAUUGGGGGUGGCGAAGCAGUGGCCUCUAUGACGUUUUAUACUAUCGGAUGUGAUAUCACCACGGAGGCAACUAGAGCGAAUUUCUUCCUCGUUGGGGCAGCUGCAGGCCUUAUGGCAGAACUCUUUGGCCCUACCGUCGCCGGCGCCAUUAUGAUGAAAUCACCCUGGGUCGCACUGAUCCUGGGAUUUAUUCUCGUAGUUAUGGGGGCCGGUUUUGUCGUUGUGAUCCCCGAGACUCUCCAUCUUCGGGUUUCCGAACCGUCCGGAAUGCUUGUCAAAAUCUCGCCAGCCGAGCGAGAUCUCUCCCCUAGCAGAAAAAUUGAUGAUUCCACAUUCUUUACAAGCCUCAAAUCCCAGUUCCUGGAUAGCUUCAAUCAGGCCCGCAGUGCUACCAUUGUUCUUCGGUCACUACCUGUGUUGCUGCUACUUUUUACGUCCAUCGUCCAGCCCUUUACUCGGCAGUCAGGCGAGCUUUCCGUACGAUAUAUAUCCAAACGCUACUCUUGGGAGAUCCGGGAGGUUGGGUUCCUCCUCUCCAUCCGAGCCUUGGUAAAUAUUGUCCUUCUACUCGCCAUCAUCCCACUCCUUUCAAAAUUCUUGAUGGAUCGAUUGCACUUUACAUCCAAAGGGAAAGAUCUGAUUCUCUCCCGGUUUUCCGUCCUCAUGCUUGCAGCCGGAGCUACUGUGGUAGGCAUCAGUCCCACGAUCGGACUUGGGGUCGUUGGCAUGAUAAUAUUGACCUUGGGAACCGGGUUCGCGUCCUUAACACGGUCCCUUAUAACGACUCUGGUCGACAAGCAACAUACCGGGCGUUUAUAUGCCGCUAUCUCCGUUGUGGAGACCUUGGGGGCUCUGAUUGCUGGCCCCAUGAUCAAUUGGCUCUACACGAUUGGUAUAAAUAAGGGCGGUGGCUGGAUUGGCCUACCGUACGUUUGUUUAGCUGUUAUUACCCUCGUUGCUGGGAGUGGAGUGUGGAUUUUUGGUUACCUGGAAACGAAAGGCUGGGGUGACUACCAGCCAGUGCCUGUUGGAGAUGGGUAUCUAGAUGAUUUGGAGAAUCUAGAUGCAGUAUCGGAAAAUACUGUACCAUUGCGAACUGAUCAGAGCGACGAAGAAUUAUAG